Messenger RNA from Westerdykella ornata, 1917 nucleotides. RefSeq lists its product as uncharacterized. Bases 1 to 1917 code for a protein of 638 amino acids. Lineage: Eukaryota; Fungi; Ascomycota; Dothideomycetes; Pleosporales; Sporormiaceae. The record is from RefSeq and is a predicted model, not a curated record. The transcript is spliced from 3 exons.
AUGCCUCCGUUCAAGGAUGAACAGAUUAUUAUUAUUGCGCCCGGCUCCGAGACCACUCUUGCGCAGCUGGGGCUCCCAGAGUCCUUUACUCCGGCGCGCCUGCGCGUGCGCUCGCGCAUGUUCCCCGCAGAAAAGCAGGGUGAAUGGGAGCCGUACAAGGUCCGACGGAAGCAAGCAACACCCGGUGAAACGAGCGAGAAGCCCGCCGACGCUACCAAUGGCGCCGAAACCGUGAACGGAGACGACGAGGUUGAAUACGAGGAAGAUCGAGUGACUGAGGAGGGCGCGGUAUGGCCCAUCAAGGAGGGGAAGAUUGUGAAUUGGUCCUGCUUUUUCGCUCUCAUCACACACGUCUACAAUUCCCUGAAUCCGCCGUUCCACACACCGAUUCUUCUCAUCGCACAGCCAGGCUGGACGCCCCGCGAGCACGAAAAGUUGACGCAAUUCUUCUUCGAGAAGUUCAAAACACCCGCAUUUUCUAUACUGGAUGCUGCAAUGGCUACGAGUUGGGCAUAUGGCGUCCACACGGCCACUAUUGUGGACGUAGGAAAAGACAAGGUGGAUGUCACGGCCAUCAGCGAAUUCAUUCCACAUACACAGGGGCGCGUCAUCGCUUUAUCGGGAUGUGGAGGGGAAGCAUUGACGCAGGGACUUUUUGCCAAACUGCAGUCGAAAGGAUUCACUCGGGAGAUGUGUGAGCAGCUCAAAAAGUCUCCCAUUUGCGAAAUCCUUCCUGCAGGCACGCCACUACCAGGCACAGAGGGCGCGGCUGCUCAGGAUACCAAACCCGCCGCAGCAGCGUCUACAGGAGCUCCCGGCUCAGGACCUGCUGCAGCAGUCGCAACCAUUGGCAACGCGCCUGGAGGCCCCGUUGAGGAUACCGAGGUCGGCGACGACACCAUUCCCGAGGAGCACGAAGGCGUGCUUGACGUGGCUAGCAUUGUGGCAGGCGGAAAGAUGAACGAAUAUCUUGCAAAGAAAGAGAAGGAGAAGCAGGAGAAAGCAAAUGCAAAGAAGAAGGGCGGCGAGGCUCCUGCGACGGCCGCUAAGCCUGUCAGGCUGCCAAACUCGAAGCGGGAGAAAGCAACGUUCAUGUAUGAGGAUCACGCUCUGCUGGAUACUUUGAAGAAUAUGAAUCUCGGAAGCAAAGGCGUGGCGGAAGCGCAAGCUGCACUCGAUGAAGGCCGUAAGAGGUCUCAGGAUGGCGCAGGAGAUGGUGAACCCUCGUCUGCAGUGGAUGCUAAUGACUCAGGGUCAGGCGCAAUUAGGCGUGAGAUCGAAGUGGGUGUCGAGCGGUUCAUGGCUGCGGAUGAUGGAGUUCUGGAGAGGAUUUCCGAUGCUAUUCACCGAGCGAUCUCAUCCGUGGACGAGGUCAACAAGCGGAGCGAGUUAUGGGAUUCCCUGAUCGUUUGCGGCAAUGGUGGAAGAGUCAGAGGUUUCAAGGAAGCACUUCUAUCAACAAUCCAGUCACGAUAUGUGAUUUCGCCAUCCUCUGCCACUAUCUUCACCUCGGAAAUCCCGUCCAACAUCACGACGCCAGCUGGUACCGGCGCGAACACGCCGCAGCCCCAGCUACCUCCUCACGGUGGCCCAAGCCAGGUCAACCCCCUCUUACUUGCAGCUACGACCGCGCAAAAUCCAUACCUCCCGCCCGGUGGCAACCCGCUCAUUCCUGGAAUGCCUGGUCUUAACGCCCACUCUUCCCACGGACAAACGCCGACCAGCGUCAAGCUUGUCAGGCCGCCCGAGUACUUCCCCGAAUGGAAAGAAGUUGGGUUCGACGAGUCUGCAUUUUUAGGCGCACAGGUUGCGGCAAAAGUCAUCUUUGUGGUGGAUCAAGGACAGAGCAAGGGCUACAUGACGAGGCCAGACUAUAACGAUCAAGGACCCACAGGUAUCCAUGAUUACAGCUUGUAA